AUUUUUGACACGAACGGCAUCUCGGCUCUCUGCGUCCGACUCUGACGGAAGCAACCGACUGGACGGCCGCUCUCCGGUGUAAACCCUCGGUCGCACCGCCGCGCGCAGAACCCCACCGUCCAUGGCGCCGGCGGGGGAGGCGACGGAGGAGGAGGCCUGGGCGCAGGUGGACAUGAGCGCCAUGAGGAGGAGUUUGUUGAGCCUCAUCCACCGCUACUACCUGGAGGCCAUCUCGCGGCUGCCGGCGGCCGACCUCCGGGCCACCCUCGCGCGCGGUCUCCUCGUCGCGGGCCACUGCUACGGGCCCCUCCACCCCGUCCACAACAUCCUCCUCAGCUCCAUCUGGUACGCCGCCGCCUUCCCCCUCCGCGACGCCGACCAGAUCGAUGCCCACAUGAUCAGCAACGACGGCGUCGUCCGCGCGUGCCACCGCUCUCUCGACGGGCUGGUGGCUUCCCUCCGCCUCUUCUGUCCCCACCUCUCCACCGGCGACGCGCUGUGGAACCUAAUGUCCGCCGACGCCGAUCUGUCCGCCGCCGUCGCCCUGGCGGACCGGACCAGCAGAUCCAGCGCACAGAGAGCGAUGGGGUCUCAGGCCCAUGGCACCUUCCAGGCGGCCGCCCAGGCCGCACGCCACCCCAACCCGGCCGCCUUUGGGCUGUUCUCAUCGUCGGUGCUGCCCACUGUAAAACGAGACAUUGUCCUGUUUCUGCGCUCGACACACAUGCUUUCACCUAUGGACAUCGAGCGCCUUAACAAAUCACUAGUUCUUGACUUGCCAAACGAUCUUCUGCAGCCUCACUUAAUGGUCAGCCCAGGAGUUCUUGAUGUAAUCGCAUCCCACAGGAAACUGUUCAAGGACACACAAGAGAUAGUGCUCAAAGUCGUGACAGUGGCAUUGCGCAAGUACGCACUACAAUCCGGGGAACAGUUUGUUCUUCAUUCAGUGUGUGGUGUGAAUCUGCUGAAGAAAGAGAGAAUGGAUAACUGCUACCACAUCAAUUUCUUUGCGCAUCGUCAGGAAUCUGGUUCUGUGUUAGGUGCCCCUCGCCUCUUCUUCACGGAGGCACUUGUUCCAGCUUUGGAUGACAGCAGUAUCCGCUUGUGUGUGGUAGUUGAUCCGUUAAGAGAAAUAGGGAGUUGCUUUGCUUGUGAGACUAACAAAAAGAAGAUUGUGCACCCCACCUAUGAUGAAUACCUUGGUGGCCGGGACUUCCAAGUGGAUGAUGUUGACAAUGAUGGUGAUUUUCCAAAUCCAUUGGAUGUCGACUACAUCUUUUUUGAUGCUGAGAGAGACAGUGUUUUUGCAAAACACUUGGAUGAUAUAGCUACUUGUGACAAGGGUGGUUCUACAGAUGUUUUGGGGACUGCAAGGCCAUACUAUGAUGUUGAUUUUGGUAUCCUGACAGGAAGGUUUGAUGAUGUAAGUCUGUAGGAAAAUAAGCUAUACAUUAGGCCAUUAGGGAGCAGAGCUAAGGCGAUGACAAGACUACAUCUCGGUUGUCAUUUGAAUGAUAGCACAACUCCGCCAUUCUCCAAAAAUUACUGUAGAUGUUAUGCGUAUCAUGUUAACCUGUUGUGUUGCAGAAGUGCUUCAUUCAUAUUCUACUGGGCUAUCUAUACCCACUUUAUGAUCGAAGAACAUGCUGUGAGCCUUUUCUUAUAGAGAUGCUCUGUCUUUGGAAUUAUGCUUUUAAUAUAUCUUUACCCUUGUUGCCUG
Lolium perenne is the source of this 1720-nucleotide messenger RNA. RefSeq lists its product as uncharacterized. NCBI's taxonomy places the organism in Eukaryota, Viridiplantae, Streptophyta, Magnoliopsida, Poales, Poaceae. The record is from RefSeq and is a predicted model, not a curated record.